This is a messenger RNA of Cylicocyclus nassatus, 996 nucleotides long. Lineage: Eukaryota; Metazoa; Nematoda; Chromadorea; Rhabditida; Strongylidae. The record is from the annotation of a GenBank genome assembly.
GAUUUAGUCGCUGUUUACGUAAACAACGAAUCCAUUUAGUAGUGAGAAUUAACAUCUAUUAUGCUACACCCAACGCUGUUCCUGCUCUUUGCCUUCGUCCCCCUGGCAGAUGUUGUCACAACUUCGUCAAACGAUAAGGACCUUCCAGAUGUUCAAAGCCACCUGCCUGAUCGGUCUCUUCGCAGUAUCCCUGCCGUCUCUAUAAAGAAUGUUCCUUCAUCCCAGUUGUUUGAUGGAUCAGAUGAAGCGAAUAAGAGAAGUGCGGGCGCCGUCAAACGUACACAUUUCAAAGGGCUUGUGCUUCCUCGUGAUCAAUGGGCUUCAAGCCUGUGGCCAAGAGGAGAAGUUCCAUAUGAAAUGUCACCAAAGUACAAUUCUCAAGAACGAAGUAAAAUCCAGUUGGCGAUGGACGCAUUUCGCAAUCACACGUGUAUAAAAUUUCGACCGCGAACUCUAAGUGAUAUGUAUUUCAUAUCAAUCUCGAAUGAUUUUAACCCAGGGAAGUGUUCGAGCCAAGUCGGUCGUCAAACAGAUAAGGAUUCUCGUACACCUGAGGGCAAAUUCAAAACAGAGAUGAAUUUGAGUCGUGAUUGCUUCACUCAAUCUACUUUGCUUCAUGAACUGAUGCACGCUAUCGGCUUUAAACACGAACAUCAGAGAGACGAUCGCAAUCCACUUAUUGAUGCAGCGCUUGACCCACACGGGGAUGAUUGGUAUCGUCACAAUCAUAAGAUCUACCCGAGAACCAAGAUGUACUACAUGGGCGAUUACGACCCAGAGUCUAUCAUGCAUUACUCUUUUCCCAAUUUCAAAAACUAUGAACGGCAGUACUUUUCAAAAUCGGACAUCAAGAAUAUCAACAAAUUAUACAACUGCUCAGUGUAGCAUUCCUCUAUGAAGUGUUCACUCAAGGGAUGGCAACGGUGUUUCUUUUAUUAUGUAGUAAAUUUUUGAAACUAUUCUUCCAUCAAAAAAAAAACAAUAAAUGAGCUAACC